AAUGUAGGGAGGAUUUGGACGCAUCUGAAGUAGUAUCUCCUCUGCGCCAGGACGCACGCAGCUGACUCUUCCUCUACAUUAGAAAACAGGAAAAAUGCGAUCAGGUUUGCUCCUGGUGACUUUGUUCAUCUUUGUGAAACUUCGCUACAGCCAGUCGAGGUGCGAGGAAACCGCCUCGCGCAGGUCAACACUGGGGCAGCCUAUAAGUUUGGAAGAAUUCAAGCGGAACCUUCUCAGGAGGUACACUGACCUGGACUAUGACAGCUUUGUAGGACUGAUGGGCAAAAGAAACGCAGAAGAAGAGGCUGUGCAGUCACAACCAAAAAGAGACAUGGAUGAUAUAUUUGUGGGUCUUAUGGGAAGAAGAAGUUCAGAGCCUGAGAAUGGCCCCUGGAGGAGAGACUAUCCAGACAGGAGAGGCGUCUUAUUCAACAAGUCCAGGCUGAGGUUCCUUCAAGGACUGUAGACUUUCUCACAGAAUCCACGUAUUAUUUGCUGACGUUGACAGAAGAUGCACCAGAGGAACAUAAAUAACCGU
This is a messenger RNA of Oryzias latipes (Japanese medaka), 538 nucleotides long. RefSeq names its product tachykinin precursor 3a (gene tac3a). Gene Ontology annotation, biological process: tachykinin receptor signaling pathway; positive regulation of blood pressure. The record is from RefSeq and is marked provisional. Lineage: Eukaryota; Metazoa; Chordata; Actinopteri; Beloniformes; Adrianichthyidae.